AGGGUUUCUUCUGUCGUCUGAAACUUUCUGUGUUCGUUUGCUCUUCGUCUCGCUGAUCUUUUACUUAUCCUUAACGCCAUGACUGCUCAAACUCAGGAAGAGCUUCUCGCCGCUCAGCUCGAGGAGCAAAAGAUUAAUUCUGAUGAACCCGUAAUUGAGGAUGAGGAUGAUGACGACGACGAGGAUGAAGAUGAUGACAAAGAUGAUGAUGAUGUUGAAGGACAUGGAGAGGCCAGUGGCAGGUCGAAGCAAAGCAGAAGCGAAAAAAAGAGUCGCAAAGCAAUGCUGAAACUCGGAAUGAAGCCAAUCCCCGGUGUGAGCCGUGUCACAGUCAAGAAGAGCAAGAAUAUCCUCUUUGUCAUCUCGAAACCAGAUGUUUUCAAGAGUCCUACUUCCGAUACCUACAUCAUCUUCGGGGAAGCAAAGAUCGAAGAUUUGAGCUCCCAACUGCAGUCCCAGGCUGCAGAGCAGUUCAAGGCACCGAAUUUGAGCAACUUGACAUCAAAGCCCGAACCAUCAGCGGUGGCUCAAGAUGACGAAGAAGUCGACGAGACCGGGGUUGAGCCCAAGGAUAUCGAACUGGUGAUGACUCAAGCUGGGGUAUCAAGACCGAGGGCCGUGAAAGCCCUCAAAGCAGCCGAUGGCGAUAUUGUGUCUGCUAUAAUGGAACUUACAAAUUAGUAAGAGUUGCUAUCAAGAGGAUGUGUUUUUUUAUAUGGACUGUUGGAAUCUUUUUUGCCUAAUUUUCACAUGUUUUCACCUGCAAUUGGGAGUUGAGAGAUUUGAAUGUUCUGUAAACUUCCGUUAUCUAUUAGUUUUUAUAUUUACCCUGCCAUGUUUAUUAGCUACAAUUUGCUAUUUCUUUCCUGGGUUUCUCAUUAUUAACAAUAUAGAUACUAUUCGUCCAUUUGAAUAUGAAUAUAA
Molecule: messenger RNA, 924 nt
Organism: Momordica charantia (bitter melon)
Lineage: Eukaryota; Viridiplantae; Streptophyta; Magnoliopsida; Cucurbitales; Cucurbitaceae
Product: nascent polypeptide-associated complex subunit alpha-like protein 1
Cellular component (GO): nascent polypeptide-associated complex
Source: RefSeq, a predicted model, not a curated record